AUGGCACCAUCAAUGCCAGGACCGAAUGAAAAAGCGGCACCGCGCUUUGAGAGUUCCUCUGAUCCUGAGGAACUUGAGCGCUUCUUCUCGAGGUUAGAAGACCUCUUUGACAAGUGUGUGGUCGACGAUGAUGAGGAGAAAAAGAAAGCAGCAAUAUCUUAUACAGAUAUCAAGACAGAGCGCCAGUGGAAAGUGCUUCCUAGCUUCGCUGCUGGUGAAAAAUAUGAUGACUUUAAAUCUGAAGUGCUAGACUGUUACGAUGGUGCACGGGACAGUGAUAGAGAUGCGAUGUUAGAACUCAAAAGGCUA
Messenger RNA from Guyanagaster necrorhizus, 309 nucleotides. RefSeq lists its product as uncharacterized. The annotation marks the transcript as partial. NCBI's taxonomy places the organism in Eukaryota, Fungi, Basidiomycota, Agaricomycetes, Agaricales, Physalacriaceae. The record is from RefSeq and is a predicted model, not a curated record. The transcript has a single exon.